CAGAGUAGCUCAGCGGGCUAACUUUUCCCAACAACGUCAGUCUUAUGUGUGUUGUUAGACAUUGUUUAUUGGUUUAUUUUUAUUUUUACAUCUUUUAACCAGCGUAUUUAAAUAGCAACGUUGCAAGGAGGCAGUAAUUAUCUGCAUGGUUAUAAGUGUGUUUGACAUAUCUGCCUGGUCUUUCUUUAAUACUGAUUCGUUAGUAAAAAAGUUAAAGAUCUCAACAUGAGUGGUCAAGGUCCAGCUGUGGAUAAAGCGGUGAACACCGUCCUGGGCUGUCAGGAGAACUACGCCUGCGGGGGGUCAGAUGAGGCUGCCUUUGAAUGUGAUGAGUGCGGCAGCCUGCAGUGUGCACGCUGUGAACUGGAGCUCCAUCGCCAGGAGAGGAUGAGGAACCACGACCGGGUUCGUAUUGCACCGGGCCACGUUCCCUUCUGUGACUCCUGCAAAGGUGAUGGCAGCAGCUCCCUCAACGGUGGACGUCUCAGAGCAGUGGUGCGAUGCCAGGGGUGUAAGAUCAACCUGUGUUUGGACUGCCAGAAACGCACCCACAGUGGAGUCAACAAGAGGAAGCACCCUCUGACACCUUACCCCCCUGCCAGAGCUUCCCAGGAUAACAGCGAGAGUUCUGGGGAGUCACAGAUGGAGAUCCUGAAAGCCGAGCUGGAGAAGGUGUUCAGCUUCCUUUUGGUGGACGAGAAAGAGGAGAUGCAGGUGAAGGACGAGGACGACUUUGUGAGCAGACUGGGCUGCAGGCCGGAUGAGCUCCUCAAAGUGGUCUCCAUCUUCGGAAACACCGGGGAGGGCAAGUCCCACACCCUCAACCACACGUUUUUCCUCGGGCGAGAAGUGUUCACGACCUCGCCCACUCAAGAGUCCUGCACCGUGGGCGUGUGGGCAGCUAUGGACCCUGUGCACCGGGUGGUAGUCAUCGACACAGAAGGACUGCUCGGGGCCGGAGCCAAUCAAGGUCAGCGAACACGCCUGCUCCUCAAAGUCCUGGCUAUCUGCGACGUGGUCAUCUACCGAACCCAUGCCGACCGUCUCCAUGACGAUCUCUUCAAAUUCCUCGGUGACGCAUCAGAUGCCUACCUGAAACAUUUCACCAGGGAGCUAAAAGCCACUACAACCCGCUGUGGUCUAGACGUCCCGUUGUCCACUCUGGGCCCUGCUGUUAUCAUCUUCCAUGAGACCGUCCACACCAAGCUACUAGGAUCAGACAAACCGUCCGAAUCGGUAGAGCGUCUUCUCCAGGAGCGUUUCAGGAAGCUGGGUCUGUUUCCUGAAGCCUUCAGCUCCGUCCAGUACCGUGGGACUCGGACCUACAACCCUCCGACGGACUUCAGCGGUCUGCUGCGCACCCUGGAGCAACAGCUGGACAACAACACCACCCGCUCGCCACGCUCCGCAAGCGUCAUCUACAAAGCUCUGCAGGCCCUGAGCGAUCGCUUCAGCGGGGAGAUUUCAGAUGAGCACAUGGCCAGUAACUCAUUCUUUCCAGAUGAGUACUUUACCUGCUCCAGCCUCUGUCUCAGCUGUGGUUCCGGCUGUAAGAGGAGCAUGAAUCACCUAAAGGAAGGACUCGACCACGAAGCCAAACAUCGCUGCCGCUACUCUGCACAGUAUGACAACCGCAUCUUCACUUGCAAGGCCUGCUAUGAGGGAGGGAAGGAGGUGGUGGUUGUUCCCAAAACGACAGCCUCGUCUGACUCACCGUGGUUUGGCCUGGCCAUCUACGCCUGGUCUGGGUAUGUAAUCGAGUGCCCCAACUGUGCAGUGAUCUACAGAAGCAGGCAGUACUGGUACGGAAACCAGGAUCCAGUGGAAACAGUGGUCAGAACAGAGAUUCAGCACAUCUGGCCUGGGUCUGACGGUUUCCUGAAAGACAACAACAACGCAGCCCAGAGGUUACUGGAUGGAGUCAAAUACAUUUCUCAGUCAGUGUCUGAACUCAGCGUCAAGCCUGCCAAAGCAGUCACCUCCUGGCUCACCGACCAGAUCGCUCCAACCUACUGGAAGCCCAACUCUCUUAUCCUGAAAUGCCAUAAAUGUGGGGAAGAGUUCCAACCCAACGACACCAAGCACCACUGUCGGGCCUGUGGAGAGGGCUUCUGUGAGACCUGCUCCUCUAAAACCCGGCCGGUCCCAGAGAGGGGGUGGGGGCUCGCACCUGUCCGAGUCUGCGACGCCUGUUUCCACAACAGGGAAAUCUCAACUGAGCUGCUGGACGCUGCCCUGGAGGAGGAAGGAGGCACCCUGAUAGCCAGGAAGGUUGGGGAGGCGGUUCAGAGCACUUUAGGAGCCGUGGUCGGCGCCAUCGACAUACCUCUAGGCCUGGUUAAGGACGCCGCUCGUCCGGCCUACUGGGUCCCGGAUCAGGACAUCCACUCCUGCAGCGAGUGCCAGAGGGAGUUCUCCCCACGUCUCUCCAUCCACCACUGCCGCGCCUGUGGCCAGGGCGUGUGCGACGACUGCUCUCAGGAGCGCCGCGCCGUGCCCUCCCGCGGGUGGGACCACCCGGUGAGGGUCUGCAACGGCUGCAACCAGAAAGCUGGGGAGCUCUAGCAGGACGAGGAGCGGGACUCAAAGAGGGGACGGUUGAGGACGCCGGCCUCUGUGAAAACUGGAAAUUGGCUUUUUGACAUUUGGCUAAAAUGCCUCAGUUCCCUUUGGUCUCAUUAGGGGCAUUCCUUGGCUGCCACUGGACCGUCUGUGGCAGGUUGGACUCUGUUUUUCCAACACGGUUAUCACAUCACAUCAGUCCCUUGAUGCUAUUUCACUUUAUUAUGCCUAUAUUUUACACUGUGAAGAAUAUCAGCCAGAGUGAGACUUGAAUAUCAAUAAGGGAGCUGAGAUAAAAAGAGAAAGAACUUUAUGGCGUUUUAUGAAAGAGAGUAUUGUACGUGCUUGCUUACUAUUGAGUUCAGGUAAAUGUCCGUGUACCUCCUUUGAUCCCUUUAAGAUUUGUAUUGAUGCACAUGAACCCCUUUGACAAUCCCUCCCCAGUGUGACACUAGUACUAUUAGCACCUUUUUGUAGUCUGGGGCUACGCGUGUGAACCGUUUCGUAAUAGAAGUACUGACCGAGCAUCUUAAACUGAUUACAGGCAAGAACUUUUAUUCUAAAAAUGUUUCUGCAGGAAUCCUGGAUGUAUUAUUUGGGGCUGGCUCUACAGGAAAUGAUGGAAAACCUGAAAAAUGAUCUACCAUACUUGUUUCUGAUCCUUUUUUCAAAUGGAUUUACUGUAGUUUUUCCUCUGUAGUUUUCCUGCCGCUCUUUGGGUUCAGGAGGUUUGGAACAUUACAAGCCAUUUAAGUACUGUAGCACCGAGAUGCAUUCCAACUUAUAUAAUUACUCCUUAUUAACUUCUUAUAUAAGAACUUCCUUAAUAACGCUGUCCACAUUGUUUAAAUUUUACAUAAGAAUAUACAUAUAUAGGGGGAAAGUUUACUUUCAUAGGGAAUUUUUUUAAAUGGCCUUUGUUUUGUUUUUAAAAUGUUACAACUACUUAAAAAUCUACAAAUCUGACUGCAGUGGGAUUAAAUGAAACAGGAACUGCUUUUUAAAAGGAGUGGCUGGCUCACAGUAGCAAUACAGAAAAAGACUUGAAACCAUCUUUGAGGCUGGCCCCUCAAACCGGGAAAAUAAUAAGAGUAAUCUAUUACUCUGCCAACUCAGGCUGUGUUAGUUCGUAGCACCAAGUGAGACAGGGUUUUGACUGAACUGCGCUUUUAUCUGACAAAUCCAUAUGAUGACGCAGUUACGGUUUUGACUGAACACCCGGGCAUUGUGAGAUCUGACUGGGUUUUUAUUUAAAUUGACUGACUGGGAGAGUCGGUUUGCUUACUGUGUCAACAAGGAAGCAAAUAACACUUUUCCCUGAAUCGCUGAACUAUCAUCGUUGUUCCUAUCUCAGAGAUGUUCAAUAAAUAAGAAUGUCCCAAGGAACAAAUCAAUACCUUUAUGAUCAUGUAUGCUCAUAUACAGUAUGUAUUAAACUGCAGAAACUCACUCUGU
Molecule: messenger RNA, 4017 nt
Organism: Anoplopoma fimbria (sablefish)
Lineage: Eukaryota; Metazoa; Chordata; Actinopteri; Perciformes; Anoplopomatidae
Gene: zfyve1
Product: zinc finger, FYVE domain containing 1
Exons: 13
Coding region: 226-2565 (779 amino acids)
Molecular function (GO): metal ion binding
Source: RefSeq, a predicted model, not a curated record